Messenger RNA from Branchiostoma floridae (Florida lancelet), 1518 nucleotides. Its product is annotated as probable E3 ubiquitin-protein ligase MID2. Gene Ontology annotation, molecular function: protein binding; zinc ion binding. The transcript is spliced from 9 exons. The record is from RefSeq and is a predicted model, not a curated record. NCBI's taxonomy places the organism in Eukaryota, Metazoa, Chordata, Leptocardii, Amphioxiformes, Branchiostomatidae. Bases 1 to 1518 code for a protein of 505 amino acids.
AUGGAGUCCCUGGUUGAAGAACUGACCUGUCCAGUGUGCCUGGACCUGUAUGAACAGCCGGUACUCCUGCCCUGUGCACACAGCCUGUGUAAGAGGUGUGCUGGCCAAGUUUUUGUCUCCAGGAAGCCCCAUUCACAACAUGCUUGGCAAGGCAUGGCACCUAAGGAACAGCACGUGUGUCCCAGCUGCAGACACGAGUUCCAACUUCCCGGACUUGGAGCGGACGGACUUCGCAAAAACACUACGCUGCAGAACAUCGUCGACCGCUACCGGAAAGCAAAGAACAACACAGCGGUCCCAAAAGCGGUUCCCUGUGAGAUGUGCGACGGUGAGCCACCGGCCGAUGCCGUGAAAACCUGCCUGGUCUGUGACACCUCCUAUUGUGAAGCAUGCUUAUCGAAAUACCAUCCCAUGAAAGCAGGGCUCGCCAGACACGCACUGAUUGAAGCAUCGGCAGCAACUCCCAAAGUGCUGAUGUGUACAGACCACGUUCAGGAGAAGGUGAACAUGUACUGUAAGACAGACGAGUGUCUUGUCUGCUCUCUGUGCAAACUGGUUGGAAAACACAAGGACCACGAGGUCGCCGCAGUGUCGGACACUUUCCAUCAGAAGAAGGAAUCUAUUGGCGGACGAGUCGCGGGUCUGAUUCAGCAAAACGCUGAAGUCGAGUGUUUCGUGGGUAAGAUCCAGGAGACGAUGACCAAAGCUGGGCAAAAUUGUGCUGGCAUUCAAUGGCGAGUGGAAGCGUUCGCUCAAUCCCUGACAACUGCUAUCAUGAAGAGGAAAAAUGAGCUCCAAAUGAGGGUCGCCAUGGAGAAGGAUCAGAAGCUGAAAACUUUAGGCCAGCAGCUCGGCCAGUGGACAGACACCGGGACCGGCAUCUCAGCUGCCAUUACAGAGGCUGAAGCACUUCUGAAUGAAGAGGACCCCAUCACUUUUCUACAGGCAUCUAAGGUAGUGGAAGACAGGAUCGCUACCUUCAAAUUCUUGGAGAAACGCAAGCUGAAGACCACUGAGCAGUUUAUCCACAACACCCUUGGGGUCUCCGACCUAGAACAAAGGGUGUCGUCACUGGACUUUAUGAAAGCUCCAGAACCGCCAAGGAUCCUGACCCAGCAGUGCACGGCUGGUCGUGACUACAUCACUGUCCGCUGGGCUGCAGGGGGAAAGACGCCUGUCGACACGUACAAAAUUUGGUAUGGAAAAUCAGACCAGGGCACAGGGUGGCAGCAGACGGUUUCCUCCACUUUCACAUCUCUCGCAAUUCAGAAGUUGGAGGAGAACACCUCGUAUGCAGUUGUUGUUGUCGCUAAGAACGCCAAGGGAACCGCAUCAUCCCAACGAGUGGACAUCAAAACAAGACGUGGUAUCGUACUUGACUACGAUGGUGGUUCUAUCUCGUAUUAUGAUCAGCACCACAACCUCAUCAAGUCUCAGACCCAACAGUUUUCCGAACCGGUUUAUCCCUGUCUUGACGUGAAGGAUCAGGGAGGCAUCCUCAGUCUGGUGCAGGACUAG